AUGUCGGUGAACGACGUGUACGUGCUGCGACCCUUCAAGCUCAUCGCGUUGCUGUGCGUCUUCCUGGCGCUCUGCUUGGACUUGGUGGCUCUGCUCAGCCCGGCCUGGGUCACGGCCGACCACUUUUCGCUGUCCCUGUGGGAAUCUUGCUCCCAGUCCGAAGCGAGGCAGCCGGAUGAGGAGGCUUCGUGGAGCUGCUUUUCUACGCUCAAUUCUGACUGGCAGAUCGCCACGCUUGUGCUGCUAAUGGGCGGCGCCGUGGCAACCCUGGUGGCCUUUUUGGCGGGGCUCAUUUCCCUGUGUCACGGCACCCAGAGGAAACACUACCGAACGGUGGCUGUGUUUCUCUUUACAGCAGUUGUGCUGCAGGCCUGUGCGCUGGUCUUGUACCCGAUCAAGUUCAUCGACGGGACGGUUCUGCAGACGUAUCACGAAUUCAACUGGGGCUACGGCCUCGGCUGGGGUGCCACCAUCUUCAUGUUGGGUGGUGGAAUUCUCUUCUGCCUGCGGACGGAUAUAUACGAAGAUUCCAUGUAUUGA
Nerophis lumbriciformis (worm pipefish) is the source of this 540-nucleotide messenger RNA. The record is from RefSeq and is a predicted model, not a curated record. Lineage: Eukaryota; Metazoa; Chordata; Actinopteri; Syngnathiformes; Syngnathidae.